This is a messenger RNA of Thrips palmi, 2260 nucleotides long. RefSeq lists its product as uncharacterized. NCBI's taxonomy places the organism in Eukaryota, Metazoa, Arthropoda, Insecta, Thysanoptera, Thripidae. The record is from RefSeq and is a predicted model, not a curated record. Bases 303 to 1787 code for a protein of 494 amino acids. Gene Ontology annotation, molecular function: protein binding. The transcript is spliced from 8 exons.
CUUCCUACCUGUUGAAAUACCCUACCGGAAGAUUUCAGCCGGUUCAAAUCUAAUGUUCAGCUGUUUUCUGGCUUUGAUCCCGGUACUAGGAGUGCAGGCCACUUUACUACUACCGUAGAACUUCCGCUUAGUCCUCUCCUUCAGGAAUUCAGUUCUUCUGUACUUCUUCCCUAUUAUUAACAAGGCGAUUACUAACGGUUACGCAACGAACCCAGCACCCUCUUCGACACUCAAGUACUGAUCCUCAAGCGGAACCGGUACGGAAGGCGAUUUCAGAACGCUGCACUGUCCUCUGUGAAACCAUGGCGUCAUCUAGUCGCGACGCCGCUGGGUGCUCUCUCCAGGGCGAGGUCAUCGUCAUAAGCGAUGACUCUUCCGACGAAUCGCCGCCGAAGCGGCGCCGUGGAGGUCCUCGUGGAGGUUCUCGUGGAGGUUCUCGUGGAGGUCCUCGUGGAGGUUCUCGUGGAGGUUCUCGUGGAGGUUCUCGUGGAGGUUCUCGUGGAGGUCCCCGUGCAAGUCGCCAGGACCCGGACUGCGAGCCCAGCUGCAGUUCCUCGGGUCUGAAGCGUCGUCGGACGCCGAAGAAGGCGGAUGUCGACUCCGUGGCCGACGACUCGGUGGCCUCCUCCAGGCGCAAGUCGAAGGGCACCGAGGCCGAGCUGGCCGAGCUGCCGACGGGCUGGGCCGCCCUGCCGCAGCACCUGCUCACCAAGGCGUUCCGCAUGAUGGGCAACGAUGACGUCAUCUCGGCCGGGCAGUCCUGCCGCAGCUGGCGAGCCGCAGCCAAGCAGCAAUCGGUGUGGCGCAGCAGGCAGCUGUGCUACGACCUGCCCGGCUCCAAGAAUAACUGGCACGCUGGCGCCAAGGCCUUCAGGCGGACCAUCCUCUUCGCCCCGUGCCUCGGCCGCGUCAGCUGCCCCAAGACGAUGGAGGGCUCCGCCAGAAACGCCAUCUCCACUCAGUCCACCUGUCAGGUGAGGUCGGCGGAGCUGAACGGCCAGUUGCAGUGGACGACCAAAUACCUGAACCGCCAGAGGGGGACGCUGGAGGAGCUGACCCUGCUCAACCCCAAGGUGGCCGCCCUCAAGGCCGCCCUCGCCCUGCCCGCGCUGAAAAGCCUGGCGGUGUCGUACGAGCGGGACGUGACCAAGGAGAAGUACCAGCAGCAGAAGUUGGGCUACCUGCCCUUCAAGUACCGGGUGCCCGGAGUCCCCAAGGGUACGACCGGCAGGCUGCAGAAGCUCGUCUGCCAUCCUGGGAUUCGGUCGCAAGCUGUGGAGUCGCUGGUCCUCGCCAACGCAAGCACAGUGCAGGAGUUGGGCAUCCACUGCCUUCCCGUGGCGGCGCUCAAGCGUUGCACCAAACUGCGGCGCCUCAUGGUGAAGCUGAACCCCGCCAACGCCGCGGACCAGGCCAAGCUGCGCCAAGUGCUGCAAGGGGCGCGCCUGGAGUACCUCGCCUUCAUAGGCACUCCAAGCCACUCGAAGGACGCCUGCACCGCUCUGCGCGCCUCCCUCCUGCAGCAAGUGCGCGGGCGCGUCGUCUGCAGUGCAUGCGAAAACGUCUGCGCCCUGGAGAGGCCGCGCUUCGCGUCGAGGGACGUGCCCGACCUGGAAGUGGACCUCGGACCGUUCGACUUCCUCGCCAACAUGUUCAGAGCAUACGGCAGCUGCCAGUGCAACAGCUGUGCCAUGGAGCAGACGGACUGGGGCUAUGAGGAUUUCGACGAUUACCCCGGUUAUUAUGACACCGGUUUCGAUGAUUUGGGUUACGACGACUUCUUCUAACCGUGCCUCAAUGAUAGAUUUUUCUUGCGCAGAUCACAAUUUAUUUAUUUUUUGUCUCUGUUUGUUUGUUGUUUUUGGACAUUGUCUUGCUCUUGCUGUCAAGUCAACUUUGUUUUGUUUGUUGUUGUUUUUGCUCUUGCUGUCAAAUCAACUUUAUUUUGUUUGUUAAUCGUUGGUUUUUGGAGGAGGGACUUCAGAACUUUGCCACUGUGUUCUUUUCCGCUUAAGUUCUUUGAUUGGUAGAAAGUUUAUUUUUUUAUGACCUUUUGCACGAUGGUUUUGAAUAAACUUUUUUGCCCGUGCUCCGCGGGGUAUCGACUAUUAAAGAAUAUGUGCCUUCCUUAACGUCAUUGAAUUUGCUGAUGGGAACUUUGUUUCAUGUUUGAUUGUUCCGUGGCUUUGUGGGAGGCAUCAAACUCGUACCGAUAUUUGGGUGUGUGACUUAACCGUAAUAAAUAUGAGUAAAAAUUUGC